This is a messenger RNA of Laccaria bicolor S238N-H82, 1578 nucleotides long. RefSeq lists its product as uncharacterized. The transcript has a single exon. Bases 1 to 1578 code for a protein of 525 amino acids. The record is from RefSeq and is a predicted model, not a curated record. Lineage: Eukaryota; Fungi; Basidiomycota; Agaricomycetes; Agaricales; Hydnangiaceae.
AUGAAGAAGCCUUGCUUUUUUGCCAGUGGGGAGCCGACGCCUUUGGGAAGGAGCGCCAUUGAUGAACAAGAUCUGAACAAGGCCUGCGCUCCUUGCAAGGAGUCUCGGCAUAAAUGCCCGGGCCAUUCACGACUGAGGCAGCGGACCAUCAUCGACAAUCCGUUUUACAAGGAUGGUCUGCUCUACAAGGAGGCCAAAAAGUCUACACCCAAACCCGCCGCGCCCAAGGCCACGGCGCCCAAAAACACCACGCCCAAACUUGUGGCGCCCAAAGCCGCGGCACCUACACCAGCGCCCAAACCAGCGGCGCCUAAACCAGCGGCGCCCAAACCAGCGGCGCCCAAACGAGACGCACCCGUGGCGGUCAAGGUUGCAGGGCCGUCGAAGCCCCAGGUAAAAGGUAUUGUGCCAAACUCCCCAUGCCCAAUGCUCUCUGAAAUGUCUUUGUUAGAUUCCACUCCGAACGCCAAGCCAAAGGCCCAGCCCUCGAUUGCGUCGCCCUCAGACUCUGCGCCCACUGAGAUUGGUAAAUCUCUUCAAAUGAAGUCCAGCCAUCCAACUGACCAAUUCAAUUGCCCAGCUCGUAUGGAGGACCGCAUCAUCACACUCGAAAAACAGUGCAGGAGACUUGCGGCGCAGGUGGAGGAGACAAGGGAGAAGCUCGACGGUGUCAUCGAAGAGCGGAAGGAAGACGUGGCCGAACUGCUCCUCAAGCUGAAGAAGAUGGAGCAAUCGGUUACCUCAACCAAGGAUUGGACGACGCAAAAGGUGAUCUUCGCGAUGGAAAGCCUUUUCCUCCUUGGAAAUGGCAUCCAUGCGGCGCUCCUAGAGUUGGUGACGAAAAUGACCGAUCUUCCGGAGGAGAUGGGCGCACUGGUAUUGGUGGAAAGCGACGACUCAGUGGCGAAGGUGAAGGAGUUGUUGGAGCGCGCCAAACCCAAGUGGGAGGAGAUGAUCCAAGUCCUCGAAGCUCGACUGCCCUGCGCCCAGGAUUUUCAAAGGGGUCAGUCGACGUCGCCCCCCACUGAUGCAGGUCCACGUUCGUCCGGCGCAGCAGAUGCGAUUCACACGGCGCCCGCUGUCACUGAUGCAGCUCCACGUUCGCCUGGCGCAGCAUAUGGGACUGACAUGGCGCCCACCAUCGCUCCAUCAACUCCAGCGCCUGCUUCGAAUGCACCCUCGCGGCCAAACUCGCCCAUCGCAGCGAAACAGCAAUCAGCGGUGGCCACCGCCACUGCUGGAGUUGCACCUGCUGCCCCUUCAAGUCCCACGGCGCCCAACACCGAAGGAGUAGAACUCGCGCCGGUUGAGGUUGGCCCAGGUUCUCCACUUACCGCCAUUGGAUCUCGCCCCGCUUCCCCGCUAAGUGGAGAUGAACCUACUGGGCGCAAAAGGAAGGCUGAUGAAGAGGUCGACGCGGACAUCACCAGGAAGAAACCGGCCAGCAAUCGGAAGAAGGGCCCACCGAGUGCACCUCAGCGCAGACAACCUACGCGUGGUAAGGCUCCCGAUAGCGUCAAUCCGGCGACAGCAGGCCAGUCGAGCAAACCGGACACCAUCAUCGAGGAGGACUUGUAA